AUGGCUAAAGGAGGAAAGCUUAAAAACCUAAUGAAGAAGAUUUCUUUUGGUAAAACCAAUCGUACAAGUAGCACCCUAUCAUCAUCAAACUCGGUAGCCGCCUCAUCGAGCUCGUUAGGCUCGGACAUGUCCAUCUCCGACUCCUCGGACACUUCCUCCACCACCCUACACCCAGUGUACGUAGGGAAGUCUAGGAGGCGGUACCUCCUUGCUUCCGACGUUGUUGACCACCCUAUUCUACAACAACUCGCCGGAAAAUCUGCCGGCGAUGAUGAGAUCACGGUGGAAGGGUGUGAAGUGGUGAUGUUUGAACACUUGUUAUGGAUGUUGGAGAAUGCUGACCCUAUGCCUGAGUCUUUGGAUGAAUUUGUGGAUUUUUAUGCUUGUUAA
Messenger RNA from Chenopodium quinoa (quinoa), 390 nucleotides. RefSeq names its product auxin-responsive protein SAUR72-like. Gene Ontology annotation, biological process: response to auxin. Bases 1 to 390 code for a protein of 129 amino acids. Lineage: Eukaryota; Viridiplantae; Streptophyta; Magnoliopsida; Caryophyllales; Amaranthaceae. The transcript has a single exon. The record is from RefSeq and is a predicted model, not a curated record.